Molecule: messenger RNA, 2680 nt
Organism: Dendrobium catenatum
Lineage: Eukaryota; Viridiplantae; Streptophyta; Magnoliopsida; Asparagales; Orchidaceae
Product: NADPH--cytochrome P450 reductase-like
Exons: 19
Coding region: 120-2228 (702 amino acids)
Cellular component (GO): cytosol
Molecular function (GO): FMN binding; NADPH-hemoprotein reductase activity; flavin adenine dinucleotide binding
Source: RefSeq, a predicted model, not a curated record
CAAUUGCCAAUUGAUCCCUCCUCCCUCUCACCAAACUCUUCUCUGCUCGCUUCUUCUUCUGCAUUGAGGGGGAGGAGAGGUUGGGAGAGGCGGCUUUCCGGCGAUAUAGGGAAGGAGAGAUGCAAUCGGAGCCGAUGAAGACGUCACCACUGGAUCCGCUUUACACGAUGCUCGCCGGUAGGUUGGGUGGGGAGGAAACGGCGGUGCAGGACUCCAUUUCUGGGAAUCGAGAGCUUCUGGUGCUGCUGGCGACUUCAGUGGCGAUGCUCUUCGGCUGCGUAGCUUUGCUUCUAUGGCGCCGAUCGUCCGGUCAGAAGUCACAACAUGCCAAGGCCGAGUUACAGCGGCCGGCGGCUUGGAGGGAGGUCUCGGAGCCGGAGAUUGAUGACGGGAAGAAGAAGGUCACUGUCUUCUUCGGAACGCAAACCGGUACUGCCGAGGGAUUCGCGAAGUCGUUGGCGGAGGAAGCCAAGGCCCGGUACGAUAAAGCUAAGUUUAAAGUUGUUGAUCUGGACGAAUAUGCCGCUGAUGACGAUGAGUAUGAGGAGAAGAUGAAGAAGGAAACUCUAGUUUUGUUCUUCAUGGCAACGUAUGGAGAUGGAGAACCGACUGACAAUGCUGCAAGGUUUUAUAAAUGGUUUACUGAGGGUAAAGAGAGGGGCAUUUGGCUAGAUAAUCUUACAUACGCCAUAUUUGGGCUGGGCAAUAGGCAGUAUGAACACUUCAAUAAGGUAGCAAAGGUUGUGGAUGACAUCCUAGCUGAGCAAGGUGGUAAACGUCUUGUUCCAGUUGGCCUUGGAGAUGAUGAUCAAUGCAUUGAGGAUGAUUUCACCGCAUGGAAAGAACAGCUCUGGCCAGAGUUGGAUCAGCUGCUCCGUGACGAAGAUGAUAUAGCCGGCGGGACUUAUACUGUUGUAGUGCCUGAGUAUCGUGUUGAAUUCAUUGAUUUUGCAGAGGCAUCAUAUACAGAGAAGAGUUGGAAUCUUGCAAACGGUGGUGCUGUCUAUGACAUAAACCAUCCCUGCAGGGCAAAUGUGGCCCUAAAACGGGAACUUCAUACUCCAGCUUCUGAUCGUUCUUGCAUUCAUCUGGAGUUCGACAUAGCUGGCACUGGUCUUGUGUAUGAAACAGGAGAUCAUGUUGGUGUAUAUGCUGAAAAUUGUUUGGAGACUGUGGAGGAAGCAGAAAAGCUAUUAGGUUAUUCAUCAGAUACAUUCUUCUCCAUUCACGCUGACAAAGAAGAUGGGACACCACUCAGCGGUGGUGCUCUUGCUCCUCCAUUCCCUUCUCCUUGCACCUUGAGAACUGCACUGACUCGAUAUGCUGACCUUUUGAGUUCACCCAAAAAGGCUUCCUUAUCUGCUUUAGCUGCUCAUGCAUCUGACCCAAAUGAAGCCGAACGUUUAAGAUUUCUGGCUUCUCCUUCUGGAAAGGAUGAAUAUUCUCAGUGGGUAAUUGCUAGUCAUAGGAGCCUCUUGGAAGUUAUGGCUGAAUUUCCUUCAGCCAAGCCACCUCUUGGUGUUUUCUUCGCAGCAAUUGCUCCACGGCUGCAGCAUCGCUUUUAUUCAAUAUCAUCUUCUUCAAGGAUGUUUCCAACGAGAAUCCAUGUGACAUCUGCCGUCGUGUAUGGACCAACGCCUACAGGAAGGAUCCAUAAAGGAGUUUGUUCGACUUGGAUGAAGAAUUCAAUACCAUUGGAGGAAAGCGAAGAGUGUAGCUGGGCUCCUAUUUUUGUGCGGCAGUCAAAUUUUAAACUGCCUGCAGACAACUCUGUGCCAAUUAUCAUGAUUGGACCUGGAACAGGGUUGGCGCCAUUCAGGGGAUUCUUGCAGGAGCGGUUGGCGCUAAAAGAGUCUGGUGCUGUACUUGGGCCUGCUAUACUCUUCUUUGGAUGCAGGAAUCGGAAAAUGGAUUUCAUCUAUGAAGAUGAGCUGAAAAGUUUUGUUGAAGCUGGAGUGGUUUCUGAGUUUAUUGUAGCUUUCUCUCGAGAGGGAGCAACCAAGGAAUAUGUGCAGCAUAAAAUGGUCGAAAAGGCAUCUGAAAUUUGGGAUAUUAUCUCUAAUGGUGGUUACAUCUAUGUGUGUGGUGAUGCCAAAGGCAUGGCUAAAGAUGUCCACCGCACUAUUCAUAACAUAGUCCAGGAACAGGGUUCUCUAGAUAGCUCGAAGACUGAAAGCCUGGUGAAGAACCUGCAAAUGCAAGGAAGGUAUCUGAGAGAUGUCUGGUGAUCACUCUUGGGGUUUUAAAUACCUCACACGUAAGGUUGCUAUUGACCUGUGGCAGACUAAAGCACGCCAUUUUAUUGGUAAUUGAAGCUUUUUUUAUGCUCUUCCAAAUAUCCCUAAGGUCAUUUCUAUACAUACGAAACAAGUGGCACGAGAAGUUUCAUCUCACCAUCCACCAUUGCAAUUGCUUUCAGAACUAAUCUGCUGUUUCCAGAAGGCAAGUUUCUUCUAAUUAAAAGGCUUCAAAACUUGAAGCUCACUGAAAAAGAACAUCUGAAAUAUAUCGUCCCUCAAAUCGUGUAGCUGUAAUCUAAAUGUUAUCAGAAUUUAUAGCAAUAAUAUCUUUCAAUUUGUAUCUAACUAAAGCUUUGUUGAUUCUGGAGCUCACCUUACCUUAUCUCCAUCAUUUUCUUAUCACAAUAAUGCAAUCUGAAUCUGUGGACUGUUUAGGCACA